This is a messenger RNA of Drosophila albomicans, 1167 nucleotides long. RefSeq names its product PH domain-containing protein DDB_G0287875. Lineage: Eukaryota; Metazoa; Arthropoda; Insecta; Diptera; Drosophilidae. The record is from RefSeq and is a predicted model, not a curated record. The annotation marks the transcript as partial. The transcript has a single exon.
CAAAGUCGUUGUGGAAGGAGUGUGCUGAGAGUGCUCAUCAGUUGUCCUUUUAACCUCGAAUAGUUCGCUAUGCUUGCUUGUUACUUGAAGUUUCUGCUGCCGUUCGCUCUGCUGCACAGCGUCGUAGGACGCGUGCUAAUGAUGCCCAAAUUCUAUGGUCAAGACAGUGCAAUAAUUGUUGAUACGGACAAAGCCGGACUACAGUCAAAGUUAAAUCCCAAGUUACAGAAUGCUUUCUACUACAACAUUCCUGUCUACAAGUUCUUUAAACCGGGUGCAAUGAUGCCAACAACGACGACGACGACCACAACGACACCAGCUCCCAUCAUGUCGAUGGAUGAAUAUCCAAGCGAUUUGCUGUACAUUGCACGCAAUAAACUGGGCCUAAAGCGCAUGGAUCAGUUGCCUAGUCUCAGUGAACUUGGCGAAUUACUGGGCACCGGCAACGCUGAGGAUACCAUUAAAUACAUACGGGCGCUAUCCUCCAACGAUCAGGGUAUCUCGCUUAUGAAAGCGUAUUUGGGUGCGCUGGACUAUGAUCAAUCUGGAGGAGAGGAGGACGAAUCCGAGGUAGAAACGCAGCGCAAAUACAAUGAAGAUGACAAUGACACCGACAACAACUCGGAAGUUGAAGCUGAUUAUGCUGAAGUGCCGUUGCAGCAACCAAAACUGGAGCGUGAGGAGAGCAGUCUGAUGCAACGUGUCAAUGAACUCAUGCAGCAAUAUGGGAUGUGGUCCGAGGAGACAACAACAACAACAACAACGACAACCAAAUCUCCAACUAUUGUGCCCCACAAGCCGACGCUACGUCCGUUGCCUUAUCAUUAUCCCAUUCCAUUGCGUGCCGCAACCUCAAGUGUGAGGAUUCCAAGCACCACCACAAGCACGACUACAGCGACGCCACAAGCGCCAAUGCCACCGCAUCUCAACUCGCCCAAGGUGUCGCCCACAGCCUCCUCUUCCUCCGUACCUGUUGCGCCUCAUAUUCAACAGCUUGCCCAGAUUGCCAACAUCCCGCCUGCUGUGUUGGAUACGUUUCUACAGCAGCAACCCAAGCUAGCCGAGUUGGCCAAGCGAGUGAGCCGCCUGCCUCUGGUGCAACAGCAUAGCAAAGCAAUUGAUGGACAACUCCUGGUGGCUGUGAAAAAAGCGCUUUCGCAGGAUGAG